GAAUUUGGCAAUAUUUCUUACUACCGCCUCAACCAAGACAAAACCCAAGCUCUACCAAUAAACCUGCCCAAACCCUUGUUAGACACACUCCAGACCUCAUACCAGUUCGACUGGAAAUCACACUCCCUCACAUACCUGGGAAUAAAGAUAGCGCCCACGAUUUCUGCCACUUCACAACUAAACUACAAACCUCUAAUUACACUAUGUAAAGCGGAAAUGAACAGAUGGAAACACGCAAAAAUCUCAUGGUUGGGAAGAAUUAACACGUACAAAAUGAUGAUCCUCCCACGUAUCCUUUAUAUCUUUAGGAUGAUACCAUUAGGGAUCACGCUCCAAUUUUGUAAGGCACUACAAAAAUUAUGUAGCGCGUAUAUUUGGAGCGGGAAAAGACCCCGGGUGUCCCUAGCACUCCUUCAGACUGCCCCACGACAUGGAGGAGUGGGUCUCCCAAACCUGAGACAAUACCAUAGAGCAGCGAUCCUCUCCACAGGCAUACUCCUUCAUGCCACACCAGGCACACUACAAUGGGUAGACAUGGAAAGAGCACAAUUUGCAAGCAUGUCUUUAACCGACUAUCUAUGGACACCAAGGAAGUUUAGAAUUAAGCGCACAGACCUGUUCCCAACCACACAACUUACAAUAUCCAUAUGGGACACCUUUAUGGAGACAAUAGGUCAUAAGGAUACACUACACACAAAAUCUCCACUCUCAGUCCUGAGAACAAUAGUACCUAACAUUCCCCUCAAAGACUGGAAUGCGGCGGGAGUGGCAACAAUAUCACAGCUAUUGGACGCCAAAGGCGUACUACCAUUCCCAAUACUACAAACGAAGUGGCAACUCCCAAACAGGGCUAUCUUUUCCUAUCUACAACUAAAAAGCGUGAUUCAAACACACACACCCCCAAUACAUCCAACGCCAACUGCGACUAGACUCGCCUCCCACUUACUCCUAGACAGAUGUUGGGUGGCACCCACAAAACCCAAAGCACUCACACUAUGUUACAAGGCAUGGCAGGAACUCUCAACACCCACAUCACACCCCUACAAACUCCACUGGGAGACAGACUGCGGGACAGCACUGACAGACUACGACUGGCUACGCGCCCUCAACGGUCUCUCUAAAUGGACCAAGUGCUACACACAUAUCGAGGCCCACAAAAAACUCCUCUACCAUUGGUAUAUGACACCACAGAGACUCCACCGUAUAUACCCCAAUACGCCCAACACUUGCUGGCGGUGCAACGCAACUGCAGGGACCUUGGAACACCUAUGGUGGUCUUGCGGUAGUAUCCAACCACUUUGGACCGCCGUAUCACAGACACUAGACCAACUUCACAUCCCUAAAUUCCAACUGUCAAAAAAAUCAUGCCUCCUGCUCCUACUCCCAACUAACCUCACCCUAAUACAAAAACAGAUUGCAGCCCUUACAAUACUGGCG
Pelobates cultripes (western spadefoot toad) is the source of this 1437-nucleotide messenger RNA. The record is from the annotation of a GenBank genome assembly. Lineage: Eukaryota; Metazoa; Chordata; Amphibia; Anura; Pelobatidae.